AUGGCGAUCUGCUCUCCCCUGCAUAAGCUGCCUUUACAGAGACUUGCCUCGAGCUCCACGUCUUCCAGGGGCAAAAUUUACCUCGGCCGGUACCGCAUACUGGCUCCCGGCUCUCGGGUGGAUGAAGAUCUGUUUGAGAACCAGAAAUCGUUUGACAAACGGGUAAAAUCAGCAGGUGUAGCAAAGGAUUGUUCAUGGAAGAACAAGGAGGGAGAGACUCUUCAAAUCAUCACCAAAGACCUCAUCCGAAAUCUGCGGAUCCCCCAGAGAGAUCCUUCAAGAGAGUCCGUCUUACUUCCACCAGCUGAGUUUAAGAGGCUCACCUCAACAUCCUGGCUGCUCCUCAAGGAGGACAGAGAGGCCCUGAGGCAGGCUUACCAGACGAAGAAAGAAGAGGAACUUAAAGCUGCAGAGGAAAGAAAGCAUAGGAUCCAUGAGGCAGACCUGUCCCGUAAGCAGAACCAGCCACUGACUGAGCUGGAGAUUGAAGCCCGGGAACGUGCACAGCGCCUGGUGGAGCGGAGUAAUGCUUUAAGGAUGGAACAGGAAGAUGAGAUCAAACAGCUCAACCAGCUGAUUUUAGGUGCUCAGUGCCAAGCAAAACGUGACUACCAGAUCCAGGAGAAGAAGCAGAUCCAGAUGGAGUUGACAGAGGAGGAAAGGCGUCUGGACAACAUGAUGGAGGUGGAGCGCCGCAAGGCUCUGGAGACUCUGGACAAGAUUGAAGAGCUACGCAGGCAGCAGAGAGUCAAGGGAAGGCAGGAAAUUUACGAUCAGAUCCAGAAACGCCUGGAGAACCAAGAAUUGGAGGAAGGCAAGAAAGAGAAAGCGAGUCAGCAGACACGAGAGGACCAGGAGAGAAUGAACCUGGAGGAUCUCGAGGUGCUGGAGAAGAAGAGGAUGGAGCAACAGCUUCUGCAGGAGGAGAUCAAGCGCAUCAACGCAGAGACCAUGCGGGCAAAGGAGCGGAGGAUAGAGGAGGAGAAGCUGGCUGACAUGAGAGUGAAGGAGUAUCUCCUAAAAAAGCAGGAGCAGCAGGCAGAAUACGAAGCAGAGCAAAGUCGAAUCAAGAAGGAGAAAGAAUUGGAGAUUGCUCGAUUGAGGGCCCAGCAAGAAAAAGAAAAAGACUACAAGGCUGAGCAGGAUGAGCUCCGUGCUCGCAGGAACCAGGACGCUGCAGAGAGAGAGUGGAGGAGAAAAGAGAGGGAGCGGGCUGCAAAGAAAGCGCAGCUGGAGGCGACGCUGAGGGCCGCUCACAUGGAGCAGGUUCACUACAAAGUGCGCAAUCUGUCAGUGGAGGCGAGUCGGGAGAAGGCAGAGUUUGAGAGGCUGCUAAAAGUGCAGCAGGAAGAGAUGGUCAAAGAGCAAGUACAAAACGACAGGCAGCAUCACAAAGUGCAGCAGCACGCGCAGGCCAUCCGCCAGCAGAUGAAGGAACGAGAGAUCUUAGCCACAGCUAAGCGCAAAGAGACCUUCAAGGAGGCCGAACGGUUGAUGGAGGAAACCCGGCAGAGACGUCUGCGCCUUGAUGAGCUCAAACAGAAGAAGCUUCAGGAGCUCAAGGCUACAGGACUCUGUGAAAAGUACUGCAAUCAGGUGGAAAGAAAGGUCCAGACCGUGAGGAGCUGAUCAUCUGACUACUGGAUUCAAACGAGAACAAGCAACAAGUUCUCAUCUGGUCCCACCAUUGUAUUUACAGUCUAAUUUAACAUGUUUCGAUCACAAA
Pelmatolapia mariae (spotted tilapia) is the source of this 1726-nucleotide messenger RNA. Its product is annotated as cilia- and flagella-associated protein 45-like. The record is from RefSeq and is a predicted model, not a curated record. NCBI's taxonomy places the organism in Eukaryota, Metazoa, Chordata, Actinopteri, Cichliformes, Cichlidae. The transcript is spliced from 12 exons. The coding region runs from base 1 to 1629 and encodes 542 amino acids.